Messenger RNA from Ilex paraguariensis (yerba mate), 2003 nucleotides. Lineage: Eukaryota; Viridiplantae; Streptophyta; Magnoliopsida; Aquifoliales; Aquifoliaceae. The record is from the annotation of a GenBank genome assembly.
CCUUGAAAGAGUCGAAGUCUCCGGUCCACCACUGAUUCUGUGUAAUCUUCACCCCUGGUACGGUCAUCAGGCAGAGGUCAACAAGAAUUCCUCUCUCUCUCCGCCAUCACACAUUUCUCUCUCCCCCCUUUCGUCGCACCAUCCGCUCUCACUACCAAUAACAACCCUCUCAACUCCCUCAACAACCGCUCAACUCUCUCUCGCUCGUGGAUUGAAUUGAUGAUUCUACCAUGGAAAAAUCCAAUUCCUCCAAAGAACUCAAUUCCGAACCCAAUUCCUUCAACUGGGACUAUCUGGGUUCAGAUCUGACAGAGUUGAUUCUCUCCCACCUCCCAAUCCGCUCCAUUGUCCGUGCCGCUUCAGUCUGCAAGCUCUGGAACUCAAUCAUCAUAUCUUCUUCCUUCUCCACUCGAGUCUCGGCCAGCAAAAAGCCGUGGUUCUUCCUCUAUGGCCAAAACAACAUUUUCCUCAAGAACAACCAGGCCUUCGCUUUUGACCCAGAAGCCAAUGAAUGGAUCAAACUCCCCACAACCCUCUUUCAAUGCUCCAAAGACUUCUUCAUUGGUUCUAAUGGCUUUUUCUUCACCGCCACCUCCGAGAACUUCAGUUUCGCACCGAUUCUUAAGGGUUCUUGGCGCGAAACCUCGCCGCUUAGGUUCUCUCGGUGUAAUCCUCUUGUGGGUGUGUUCAACGAUGGGUCUAAAGUGCCUAUGUUUAUUGUGGUUGGUGGUGUCAGGUUCAUUGGAGGGUUGGUCGAUAUAGAGGAUCGUUUGGCUGUGGAAAUAUAUAACCCUUAUGUCGAUUCUUGGGAGCUUUGUCCGCCUUUGCCGGCGGAUUUUAGGUCCGGAAGCUCAUCACAAUGGCUUUCAUCGGCAUUAUUUAGAGGGAAAUUCUAUGUUUUCGGAAUAUAUUCAUGUUUCAUAUCUUCGUUUGAUUUGAAUAAACAUCUCUGGAGUGAUGUCCAGACACUGAGGCCUCCGGGGCUGGCGUUUUCGUUCUUGAUUUCGUGUCAGGACCGCCUAAUUUUGGCUGGAUUGAGCAAUGGCCCUCAUGGACCAUCGUUUAAUUUGUGGCAGAUUGAUGAGAAAACAAUGGAGUACACUGAGAUAGCGAUAAUGCCUCAGGGAUUGCUUUACUGUUUGUUCGAUAGUGAUGAGGAUGAUAAGUUUGCUAGCUUGAAAUGUGUGGGACUGGACAAUCUAGUAUAUGUGUUUAAUGAAGAGCAUCACAGUAAUUACCCAGCAUGUGUUUGUGAGAUUGCCAGUGCGUCAGGUAAAUGCAGCUGGAGGAGGGUCCCCAAUUUGUCUGUUCCCGUAAACCCAUUCCACAAGGUCAUCAGUUUUUGUUCAACCAUUUCGCUCGAAAAUAUUCUUGGGGGUGAAGGGGAAGAAAUUGGUCCAGGGCAGGCUAUCUAUUGACUGGUCUACUUAUAUUCUUCGUAUGAUUGGAAAUAUUGGAUGUUACACUGCUUGUUUCGCCGUCAACUGGAUGACAGUUGUGGGAUCAUCUGUUAUAUCAGCUAAGAAUGUCUGAAAAUAAUGUGCAUCUCGUGUUCUUGAUGUUAACAAUUGGUCUGCUAGACACCAUUUGGAGGUCCUUCAUCUCGCCAUACUCCCUCUUAGAGGCAGCUGUACAUGAUGGAUGAUCCAUUUGUCUCUUGUGUAUUUAUACAUUGCGAAAAUCUCCUUGCUUCUGUAAUACACAGGGGGAUCUUCAUCAUUAUAGUCUAUUGUGAAUAGUCUUAUGUACUUCAAUAGCUGUUUCAGAAAAUAAUGGGGAAGAUCAAAGUUCAGUUAUCAGAGUGUGAUUUCCAUAAUGCUUUCUAUGGGAGGUGUAAAAUUGAGUUUUGUUUUCAUUUAUGUGACCGCCUUCUGCUGGAUUUGCUUGUCAGGUGUAUGAUAACAAAAUUGUUGCAGUAUUUUGGAGUUCAAUCCUAGAUUUGAUGUAUCCCCUUGCCUCUCAGAGGGAUGUUUUUCGUGUUUGCUAGGUGCAAUAAGGGAUGG